AUGUCCCUCUCACACACAGCUGCCGAGUACAUGCUCUCUGACGCUCUGCUCCCGGAUCCCGGCAGCUCCCCAGCCCAAGGGCUGCCGCGCGUUUUUCGGCUGGAGCUGCCAAGCGAUCGCCUGCUGAAGUUCAUCACUGUGGGGCUGCCCCUGUGCCUCGUUUCGCUGGCCUUUGCCCGGGAGUUCUCUGCCGGCUCCCAGAUCAGCUGCUUCUCUCCCACCAACUUCACGGGGAAGCAGUCUGCCUACACUGACACAGCUUGCUGGGACUCCCUCAUCCACCAUGGCUUCGACGCUGAGGGCCACGCCGUCACCAAGUCCCUCUGGACUCUCAAGGUCUUCCCCUACUCGCUGCUGGUGGUGGCUGUGCUGAUGUACCUGCCAUACCUGCUGUGGCGCUACGCUGCUGCCCCCGCCCUGCACUCUGACCUCCUCUUCAUCAUCGAUGAACUGGACAAAUCUUACAACCGCUCCGUGCGCCUGGUGCAGCACAUGAGGAAGGUCCAGCAGGCCAGCGCCGAGCCGGAGCGGUUCUGGGAGGAGUAUGAGAGGGCUCGCCAGGAGAGGUACUUUGAGUUCCCACUGCUGGAGCGGUAUUUGACCUGCAAGCAGCAUGCCCACGCCCUGGCGUUCAUCUACAUCCUACGGAACCUGCUGCUGCUCCUCUUCCUGGCUGCCACCUGCCUCUACCUGGUCUUCCUGCACCUCAACAUCUUCUUCCAGGAUGAGUUCAGCUGCUCCAUCAAAACGGGGCUGCUCCAGGCAGAACCCCACAUCCCCCCACUCAUCCCCUGCAAGCUGGUCUUCUUCUCCGUCUUCCAGCUCAUCAGUCUCUCCAUCGGCAGUGUCUAUGUCCUCCUCAUCCCUGUUGUCAUCUACAACGCACUGCAGCUCUGCCAGUGGGACAAGGGGCUGCUCUCUGUCUACGAGAUGCUGCCUGCCUUCGACCUGCUGAGCCGCAGGAUGCUCACCUGCCCCCUCAAUGACCUCAACAUCAUCCUUCUCUUCCUCCGUGCCAACAUCUCCAAGCUGACCUCCUUCAGCCGCCUCAACGCUGUCAGUGCCCUGAGGGAAGCCACUGCCAACAAAGAGGACAUCGACACUGUUGUGGAUUUCAUGACACUGCUGGCUGGGCUGGAGACCACCAAGCCCAAACCCCAAGCUUGCACCCCUGAGGCCGGAGGCAGCACAGCCCUCUCCAAUGGCGCAGCCCUAGGUAGGCUCUUUGGGUAG
Acanthisitta chloris (rifleman) is the source of this 1233-nucleotide messenger RNA. RefSeq names its product pannexin 3 (gene PANX3). Gene Ontology annotation, biological process: positive regulation of interleukin-1 production; monoatomic cation transport. Gene Ontology annotation, molecular function: channel activity. Lineage: Eukaryota; Metazoa; Chordata; Aves; Passeriformes; Acanthisittidae. The record is from RefSeq and is a predicted model, not a curated record.